Alosa alosa (allis shad) is the source of this 3434-nucleotide messenger RNA. RefSeq names its product caspase 2, apoptosis-related cysteine peptidase (gene casp2). The record is from RefSeq and is a predicted model, not a curated record. The transcript is spliced from 10 exons. Gene Ontology annotation, biological process: regulation of apoptotic process; proteolysis. Lineage: Eukaryota; Metazoa; Chordata; Actinopteri; Clupeiformes; Clupeidae. The coding region runs from base 1048 to 2232 and encodes 394 amino acids. Gene Ontology annotation, molecular function: cysteine-type endopeptidase activity.
CAUUUGAAGACUGGAGUUAUGCAUAUUCUACACAAUAAAAUGCAAUAUUGAUUGUCUUUAUCCUGUCUGUUUGUUGGUAUAUCCAUCGUUUAUCAGGGUGAUACCUUUUGCCAACAUGAUGAUUUACACGAAUUCAAAUUCGAAAACCAUGUAACUUUGUGCACCACGCCUACUUCUGUAGGCGGGGGUAGUAGUGUAGUUGUUUCACUUGGCAUCCACACAUGCCAAUCAUUAUUCUACCCUCAUUACGAUUCGCUCUGAGGUAUGUUUCCAAACGCGCGGAAGUUGUCGGUUGAAAGGGACGCUAACUUCAAGAAGGAUCAUUUAUUUUUGUUAGAAGCCAGCUAUUUCUGAUAUAAAACGAAUUUUAUUUACAGUAGAUGUCGUGAAACAGCAACUUGCAAGGAUGGCUUGUGCAUUCCAAGUUCAAGUUUCUGACAGCUAGCCAGUUAGCAGUAUUUUAGCUAACUGGCUAACUACUUUUAAUGGCGUGUUCUUUGAUCUACUAAUGCAAUACUGUAGAUAUAGACAAUGUUCACCAAUCUCUGUUGGAUAGCUAGUACUAUUAUGUUAAAAAGUUAAACAGUAGCGUGUCGUCCAGAGUUUUCUUGUCGAUUACAUUAGCUGUUAGCAUUACUGCAUGCAUCCCAGCUUUUGUUGUGAUCUUGGCAGUGUGCUAGCUAGAUAGUUAGCCAAUUGAACUUAUCUGUGGGAGUUCCUAAAGUUAGACGGCGGAAAUCUGCUAAUGUUACACCUUGAACGAUUUACUGUACAGUAUUUGUGUUUUGGUACAAGUCAUCGCCAGUUAAUUGGCCGAUCAACUGGAUAACUAACAUCUAUAUCAACACGUUUGGAAGUCAAACUUGAAGAAUUACCGAUACCAUAAUGACACAGUUAAGUUAUGUUGUUGACAUGAUGUAGAGUCCCUACAAGACUUUCCUUCAUGCUCUCCACUUUACAGUAUGUAACCUACGUCUCCAACUCGUGGGUUCGAUCCUCUGGCGUCCAUACAGUGACCUGCUUUUCCGUGUUUCUCAGGCUCACAGGAUGUUGGGGGAGUGCGGUAUGAAAGAACGGGAAAAGCAGGUGCUGAAGAAGCGCUCCGUUGCGCUCUGCAAAGAGAUGGUUGUGGACGAGUUACUCGUUCAGUUCCUUCAGGCAGAAAACAUUCUUACUGAAAACAUGGCAGAAAGUAUUCUGGGUAAAGAGACGUCCCAAAAGCGAAGCUGGCAUUUGCUGUCCAUCCUGCCCAAGCGAGGACCAAGAGCCUUCAGCUGUUUUUGCACAGCUCUCAGGGAAACGGAGCAGGAUCACCUGUACGAGCUCCUCACAAGCUGCCCAGAGAAAGAGAGGUGCUUUGAGACCCGCUUGCCUCUUCCUGUUCAGGAGUGCCCAGUGCCUGCCAAGAGGGCCAGACCUAAUGAUUCCAUGGAAACGUGUCUGGAUGCCGACUGCCCUGUUAACACAGUCUUACAGCCAUGCACACCGGAGUUCUAUGACUCCCACUGCCAACAGGCGUACAGAAUGCAGUCCUCGCCCAGAGGGCUGGCCCUGGUACUUAGCAACGUGACCUUUGACCCGUCUGUGUCUGAUUUUGAGACGCGGCGGGGAGGCGAGGUGGAUGAGGAGGUGCUGACAAAGCUCUUUGAGGAGCUGAACUUCCGUGUGGACAUCCGCAAGGACCUCACCGCGCAGCUGGACUGGGUGUUCGAGGCCUUCAAUAACGCCCACUGCCCCCAGCUGCAGAACAAACCAAAGAUGUUUUUCAUCCAAGCCUGCAGAGGAGAGGAGAUGGACAACGGUGUGGACCAAUUGGAUGGCUCUGAGCGAACCCAGUCGCCGGGCUGUGAGCAGAGGGAUGCUGGGAGAGACGAAGAAAGCGAACGACAGAACAGAGAGAGAGAGGAGAGGGAACGAGAGAGACUCCGGAUCAAGCUUCCCCAGCGCUCCGACAUGAUCUGCGGCUUUGCCACUCUCAAAGGUUGGGGCACGGCGGCCAUGCGUAACACUAAGAAAGGAUCCUGGUACAUUCAGGAGCUCAACACAACCAUCAGACAGAGCGCCAGAGACACACACCUGUCUGACAUCAUGGUGCAGGUGAAUGGCCGUAUAAAGGAGAGAGAAGGUUAUGCUCCAGGCUCAGCUCACCAUCGCUGCAAAGAGAUGUCAGAGUUCACCAGCUCGCUUUGCAAAGAUCUGUUCCUCUUCCCCAAGUACUGCCCACCCAGCUGAACUCUCUCUCUCACACACACACACACACCACAUUCCAGAGCCAUUUGCCUCCCACACACACUCCUUAUGCAAUGCCAUUCAUUCAGUUUUUCCAUCUAGACAUUCCACGAUACACUCAUCCAGAUUCAAGACCAACAGAAGUUUCAUUCAUGAAUGCUUUUUGCUGUGCCAAAAUUCUCACACACUUGCAAACACACACACACACACACACACACACACACACACACACACACAUACACACACACUUGUUUACUCACAUUUAAGAGAGAAAUCAAGGAGCUUACUCAAACAUGCUGAAUGUGCCAUUUUAAUGCAGCUUACAUAUGGAUACAGUGAAAAGUUCUACAUUUUUACCGGUUUCAUAUAUCGGCAUUCUUUCCUCACCAGUAAGAAAGUGAUGCCGAUGAGUGAUAGGAAAUAUUAUUUUCCAAAUUUUCUAAAAUAAUUUUACACUGUUGUUUUUAUUAUAUUUUAUAAUGUUUUUGUAACUGUGUUUUACAUGAGGUGCGCUCUUUUGUACGGUUGUGUCUGUGUCCUUAGUUCAUACUCACAUUCUCUCUUUCUCUCUCUCUCUCUCUCUCUUUCUCUCUCUCUCUCUCUCUCUCUCUCUCUCUGCACACGUUCCAUACGCUCUUUGUACUGCCAUUCCUACACACACAUUCACCCCAGUUUGACCAACCUCGUUGUGCAUAAUGUAAGCAGUGUAAGCUGACCAGCCCUUGUAUCUUUGUGGAUGCACCGUUGAAGUGCUUCUAAGCUCUGAUGGGGUUAAGCAGACGCACGCAGCUGCAUAGUGCUGCUCAUGUAUUACCAUGGACCUGGACCGAACAGAAGCAUCCAUUUGUGUUUUAAAGCAGGAUCUGUACUCAGUAUGUAUGUAAAUAAGAUUUUAUUUGGCCUUAUUCUACGGUCCAUUUAGGCAGUAAGUGUACUGCCCCAGUAUUCUCCUAAAUGCCCCCUGUACAGUUGACUUCCAACUACCCCAGCUGUCACAGCUAUUUUCUGUAUUUUUUCACAAUUUACCUUUAAUUUCUUAGAUUUUAACAAGACUGUUUUAACGGUCUCAUGAAUAAUGUUUUUUUUUUUUUUGUCUGUUGUCAAAUCUAUUUUUGUAUUUUGUUGUUAUUGAUCCCUUCAUUUAAUUUUUCUUUCACCUAAUGGGCAUUUUUGCUUCCUGAAAUGAAAUAUGCAAUAUGAAUUUA